Messenger RNA from Triticum dicoccoides, 820 nucleotides. RefSeq lists its product as uncharacterized. The record is from RefSeq and is a predicted model, not a curated record. Lineage: Eukaryota; Viridiplantae; Streptophyta; Magnoliopsida; Poales; Poaceae. The coding region runs from base 29 to 820 and encodes 263 amino acids. The transcript is spliced from 4 exons.
GAGAGGAGGUGGACUGGCAAAAUAUCUCAUGAGCCUUGGUCGCCUCCGGUUUACCUUCCCCGUCUCCAAUACCUACCGCCGUCGCAGCCUCCUCUCGGUUUCUGAUGCUGCCGCUCCGAUGAAGAUUACCACGCCACUGUUGCUUAGAUCCCUGGAGAAGGGGAACAGCAGUCGCGCCAGGCGGCAUGCCUCGUCCGAGCCGCAUGGUGGCCGACACAUCGGCGCUUUCAUGGUCGGUCCUGGGCGGUGCCUUGUCAGCGUCGUGGAUGGCUUGGGCAGCGCCUUGGCAUCCAAGAGGGGCGAAGUGGGCCGGCCAACAUGCGUGGGGUGCAAAGGCCACGAGCAGGAAGGAGAUGCGCUGGAGGUGAUGGAGGAGGAAGUUGGAGGUGGCAUCAGCGUCCAUGGCGACGCCGCCACGGGACCCCCCUGCACACCUCAGCGUCCAUGGCAACGCCGCCAUGGGAACCCCCCUACACACCUCGGCAUGCCUCGUCUGUGCCACAUGGUGGCCGAGAUGCGGCCGCCCAUGCUCUGCCGGCGCCGUCUCAUCCUCUUCAUCAAGAGGAGGCAUCUCUGCCGGACCACACCUCCCCAUCUACCGCACUUUACUGAUAAAGUACUCAUCGAGCUUAGAUUAAAUUUUAUGGGAUUGCAGGCUGAGAAAAGCAAAGGAGAUUUAUGCGACAAGAUCUUGAAGUUGGAAUCGGAGGUCGAUGAUUUAAAGGAGGAGAUCGCUCUUCUCAAUUACAAUAUGGAAAGGCUGAAGGCACAAUUGUCACCAUCAUCACCAUCUCCUCCACCUCCGAAGAAGGGGAACUAA